Molecule: messenger RNA, 1766 nt
Organism: Chilo suppressalis (striped riceborer)
Lineage: Eukaryota; Metazoa; Arthropoda; Insecta; Lepidoptera; Crambidae
Source: the annotation of a GenBank genome assembly
GGUAACUUUAAAUUUUGUAAAACGGCAACCCUGUUCCUGUUCUGUAUAAAUACGCUUGGCCCGCGCGUAUUGGCCAUUCAAACUUGUUCUCUUAUUGGUCUGUGGCCAUUCAUUUCGUUCCGAUCAAUGUGAAUAUCUGUAAUCUAAGUCAGUGGUUCAGUUGGUAUACUUACUUUACUCUUUGGUUCAGUGAGAACUUAACAAAGUGCACGACAAUAUCAUUUUAUAUACCAAACGAUAAAAAAUACAUAUAAUCUACAUUAACGAACAUCGUGGUGUCCGCAACGCAAUUCAUUGAAUCAGCCAUGAGUUUUAGUAAGUUUGAAGGCAUUUUUACCCCUGAGUUGAUAGCCGUGAUGCAAGGAUUUUGUGAUGUGUUAAAUCCUGAAGAAUGGUUCUGGUCAGAUGAUAUAAUUCAGAACGAUUUUAAUCGUUUGAAAUUUGACCAAAAAACCGAGAUCACUGCUAACAUAUUAUUGUUAAAAACCUUUUAUGUUUAUUAUUUCGGUGCAACAUCACAGCCGCAGGAUGUCGGACAACUUUUUUCAAAUAUAUUAUUAACAGCCCCGGACUUCAACAAUACAGAAACGAAAUUAGUUAACCUCAGCUCGACAUGUGAAAAUGAGUUCACCAUUCCGACAUAUAUCACAUCACCUGAUUUGGAAAACCAGUUUGAGAAUCUAUUAAAAUCAUGCAGUAAUUCUUUCGACGACUUUAGGGAAGACAUGAAGAAGGCAUUUGAAUCUAUAAUUGGAAAAGAAACCUCAAUAGAUUAUAACAAUGAGUCAUUACUUGCACUUCAUUGCACAGCAGUAUUUCUUAUAUUUGUAAUGAUAAGACGAAUCACGAAAUCGGAAUUAGACUUGAAAGCAGCGUUUUCAAGUAGACAUUUACAAAAGGUCUAUUACCAGAUGGUUCCGUACCCGUUUGGAUCAACUAUCCCUUCUCCUAGUGAACCUUUAAACAGGGUAUUAACUAAUGUACUACGUUUCAAUGAGUCAGGAAAACAAUUUUUAGUUUUAAUCUUCGGGUUAAUGCUUCAAAAUAUGACUUCGACAGAUAAACAAAAAAGUAUGAAGUUGGAUGAAAUAUUGAAAGUUGCUUGUAUGAACCAUUUGGCUGGAACAGGCUUACAGCUAAUAACCCUCUUUGAGAAAUUCAAAAUACUUUAUGGGUUAUCGAACGAACAAGCGCUUGAAUUAAUUGACAAUCAAUUUUGGGGAAAAAGUAAAGAUAUUAUAAUUCGGAUAAGAAGCUUACAGGAUCAAGCAUUUGAGAAGACAGGAGUGACCCACAUAUUGUUUCCAUAUUGUAGACUGGUAGACGAGCGUUAUCAUCGGAACUUGGGAUACAGAGGUAAUGAACACCAAUGCUAUCUAUUAGCACAACUAAUUGAUCUUCAUAGUCCACCAAAAUCCAGAAAUUUUGGAGCUAGCUCAGCCUCGUGGACCAAUAAACUUAGCCCGAUUAUGAAAAUAAACGUUGCCACUACGGCUCAAAAAAUCUAUACAUUUUUGAAAAAGCCUCACUAAGCAAAAUUGCUGUUACAUUGAUAGGAAGUUAAAUCAUAAUAUUUAUAUGAUUUUUUUUCUUGGAUGUAUAUGAGAAUGUAUUAAAUCAAUUAUUAAUUUUACAAUUGUUCAUACGAAAACUAGUUUUUUCUGUCAAUAUAAAACAAAAAAAUAGACAUGAUAUUAUUUAUAUUGUAUUUUUAGAUACUAGUUUGGUCUGUAUUCAUUUAAACAAAUGACAAAUACCAGCUUAUA